Molecule: messenger RNA, 915 nt
Organism: Triticum aestivum (bread wheat)
Lineage: Eukaryota; Viridiplantae; Streptophyta; Magnoliopsida; Poales; Poaceae
Product: zinc finger protein SNAI2-like
Exons: 1
Coding region: 16-690 (224 amino acids)
Source: RefSeq, a predicted model, not a curated record
CGGUCGUACGUAUAUAUGCCCUCGUGCGUGCGCGUGACUGGAAUUUCAGUUCGCUGCUGGGUAGAUACAAAGAUCGAUCUCGUGAUGACACUUACGAGGGAGGAGGCGCACGAGAGCAAGGAGAUGGAGAGCCUGCGGGUGCACGCCGACGCGCUGCUCUCGCUGUCCUCGCCCGCCGCCUCGUCCACGGCGCCGGCGAGCAGCGGCAGCAUCAGCAAGCCGGUGACGGCGGCGACGACCGCGGCGGGCAGGAGGGCGCUGGCGGCGGAGGGCGUGUUCGAGUGCAAGACGUGCAGCAAGCGGUUCACGUCGUUCCAGGCGCUGGGCGGGCACCGCACCAGCCACACGCGGCUGCAGGCGCGGAUGCUGCUGCACGAUCAGGCCGCCGACGUCCCGGGCGCCGCCGAGAGGGACAGGGCGCGGGUGCACGAGUGCGCCGUCUGCGGGCUCGAGUUCUCCAUGGGCCAGGCGCUGGGCGGCCACAUGCGCCGGCACAGGGGCGAGGCGCCGCCGGGGCCGUCGACGUCGUCGGCUGCCGUGCACGGCGAAGCCAGCUCCGGCGCGACGCAGCAGCAGGAGGUCAUGCCCGACCUGAACUACCCGCCGAUGGACGACUGCGGCGGCGACGGGCAAGAAACGUCGGCCGAUCGCAGCUCCGGGCAUCAUCAGCUGCUUGAUCUGCUUGUGUAGCCUUCACAGAGAACAUAACAACAUAUACUUGUAUAGAUAGGAUGUGCAUACAAUAGUACAAUACAUACAUGAUGAUUCCGUGUUAUACUACAUGGAUAGCUUGAUUUAUUUGUUUAAUUAUUAAGACAUGGAUGGAGUUCAAUCAGAUUGCUAAUAACUAGCUACAUGAUGAUUGAGUAAUUUUCAGAGAGGAUGAUUGAGAAAUUUUGGAACUUAAUCCUUGAC